Cebus imitator (Panamanian white-faced capuchin) is the source of this 1998-nucleotide messenger RNA. It is a transcript of the gene TRIM77, whose product is annotated as tripartite motif containing 77. The record is from RefSeq and is a predicted model, not a curated record. Lineage: Eukaryota; Metazoa; Chordata; Mammalia; Primates; Cebidae. Gene Ontology annotation, molecular function: protein binding; zinc ion binding.
AUGACACUUUCCUUUUAUUUUCUCAGAAACACAGCUUCUGCUAUCAUGCAGUGUUCUACCAGUGAGCUCACCUGCUCGAUCUGCACAGACUAUUUCACAGACCCUAUCGCCAUUUGCUGUGGGCACAGAGUUUGUAGUCCCUGUCUCUGCCUCUUGUGGGAAGAUGCACAAACUCCAACUUGCUGCCCUGUGUGCAGGGAAGUAUCACAGCAAAUGAACUUCAAACACAUUACUUUUGUUAAGAAACAAGUUUUUCGUACCAGAGAAUCAGUCACCUGCCACGUAUCAAGCUCUGCCAUGCUGAUCUGUAGGAGACACCAGGAAACCAAGAACUUCACCUGUGAAACUGACAGGAGGCUCUGUUUUCUUUGCUGUCAAUCGCCAGAGCAUGCUACUCACAGACACUAUAGGAUAAAGGCUGAUGAAUACUAUAGGGAGAACUUCCUGAUGCAAAUGAAGUCCAUCUGGAAAAAAAAAAUAAAAAAUCAAAGAAAUCUAAACAGGGAGACCAACAUAAUACAAAAAUGGAAGGUUUUUAUACAUUUGCAGGUCAUGAUGAUCAGCGCUGAAUAUCCUAAGGUGCGUCAGUACCUCCGUGCAGAAAAGCAAAAGCACUUAGAGAGCCUGGCAAGUGAAGGCAAGAUGAUUUUUCUGCAACUCAGGAGAAGUGAAACUAGAAUGGCCAAGACGGGGAGACUCCUGAGAGGAAUGGAUGAGAAACUGAAGGAAAUAUGCUGGAAAGCAGAUAUGGCAGAUAUGAACCUGAUACAGGAUUUAGGAGACAUAAUGAAGAGAUAAGUUUUUUCUGCACUGGCCAUGCCUCAGCCUGUGAACCCACAGUUCAGUGCAUGGACCAUCACUGGGAUGUCAGAAAGGCUUAACUUCUUCAGAGCACAUAACAUACAGUUGCAGUUGCAAUAUUUUUCAGGUCAUCGUAAGAAAUGCAGUAAUCACAAACUCCUGUUCAAAGACUUGAGGUGUUUGCAAUGCAGUCUUGAUGAUACAGACAUGUCCUGUAAUCCAACAAACACAGAGUAUACUUCUUCAUGGGGAGCUCAGAUCCUUAGCUCUGGCAAACAUUACUGGGCAGUGGAUCUGAAAGACUCUUGUAAUUGGGUGAUAGGACUUUGCAGAGAAGCCUGGACAAAGAGGAAUGACAUGCAACUUGAGUCUGAGAGUAUCGUUCAACUUCUGUGUCUUAAAGUGGAUGACCAUUUCAGUCUCUUCUCUACUUCCUCAUUGUUACAUCAUUAUAUUCCAAGGCCCCAAGGCUGGCUGGGGGUAUUCCUGGAUUAUGAAUGUGGGAUAGUAAGCUACAUUAACAUUGCCCAAAGUUUCCUCAUUUGUAGUUUCAUCUCACAUAUUUUCUAUUUUCCUCUCAGACCUUUCAUUAGAUCCAUGGCUCUAAAUCAUCAGGGACAGGUUACAAACCUAACCAAGACUUUGGGAAUUCUAAUAGCAGUGGAGGCUACUAUUCUGGAUUGCUCCUCCUGCUCCGGGUGGGUCUUGUGCCCACCGGGGUACGUGCCCUCAAGCCUCAGGCCAGAGAAGCUUGGCCGCGGAAACUCGUCCUGUGACUCCGCGCCCCCACCAACCUUCCCCUCAGCGCGAGUGCCCGGCUCAGGUCACUCAGGGCGCGGAGACCUAGAACUCCGCCGCCACGCCGCGUCCCCGCCCCACGCAGCGGCCCCGCCCCUACGCAACGACCCCGCCCUACGCAACAGCCCCGCCCCUACGCAACGCCCCUGCCCUAACCACAGCACCACCGCCCUGUGCGGCGGCCCCGCCCCUACGCAGCGCCCCCUCCCUACCCAGCACCUCCACCCUACGCAGCGCCUCCUCCCUACGCAGCGCCUCCGCCCAGGCGUGCGAGGCACCACGCCCUCUUCUGCCCUGGGGGGCCUGGAGGGGGCCGCUUCAGAUCUCAGCCCUCGUUGUAGUCGCUGCCACUUGCGGGAGGGCGUGACAGAGGGGUGGCUUUCCCAGCGGGCUGAUUAG